Molecule: messenger RNA, 1404 nt
Organism: Penicillium argentinense
Lineage: Eukaryota; Fungi; Ascomycota; Eurotiomycetes; Eurotiales; Aspergillaceae
Exons: 2
Coding region: 1-1404 (467 amino acids)
Source: RefSeq, a predicted model, not a curated record
AUGGGAUAUAUUUGGGAAGGGUCCAUUUCCCUGGAUUCAGACCGGCAACUGCAAGGACUCCGGUUUGUUGAUCCCACAUCACACUGGCAAAGCGAUGUAUCAAAAGAUGCGCAACUCGAACUUCGAAGCUUUGUAAACCCGGCUUUAAUCCCGCUACACGCCCGCGCUGGCCCGAGCCUCGAACUACACUCGAGACACUCGCAGACGUCGCAAUGGCUCCAAAGCAAGCUGACAGGCGCGAUCUGGCUGAACGGGGACAUCCUGGAUCUUCGUCAGUCUCUUCAGUGCCCAGCUGGCCUACUGGUCAGUGUCAACGGAAACACUGUCAGGAAGAGUGGCCCCAUCAUCUCUGAUUUCCUGAUCUACGGCGUAUUAUCCAACGCAACAUCCUGCGCGCGACCACCCACACCUCCGCACUCAUCUCCGUCCGAGGACAACACUGCCACUAAUAACGGCAACAACGCGAAUAACCCUGCACCCAAGCCAUAUGAACUGCGGAUCUAUGCGGCACCUCUCUCAACGAAUCUCCUCACGCAAGCGCAAGCCUUCCCCUCUCCACCUCAAAGUUCUAGCGGAGAACAUGCUUCUGCUCCUGCGGAGUUCCUGCCGGACAUAAGCUCGCCGAGCCCGAAACGAAAACGAGUAGCCACCCUCUUUGAGAGUGCUGCCUUGCACCACCGACGGGUCCGGCAGAGAGGCGGGGAGGCUGUCUCACAAAUGAUGGCACCUUCCCGUCCCUCAUCCUCAUCCCAAAACAUCUCUUCGCUUCGCAUCAAACGGGAGCCCGACGAAGAGCCCCCCGGUCUCCCAUCUCUCGACCGUAUCGCAGCAGGAAGAUCACGCUCAGCCUCGAUCGGUGCCAAUCUUCACCAAGCCCGUCAAGGAAGCGUCCGCGGUACUACCCGCGGCACCACCAGUGCAGCCAUGAACCCUAACGCUGAUCCUCAAAAGCGCGCAACAACCCCGAAUCCGUUCCUCGAAUCGCAAUCUCGAUGUGGAUCCCAUUGCACUACCGCACCUUCUUGCGCAUCUUCGGUGGAAGAGAAAAACAAGCCAGGCACCACCGCGCCAUCCUCCCCGCCCAGGAGCCCAGAGACCAUAAUCGCAGACAACAAAAACAUCAUCACCCGCACCAUCCUCACCUGCAUGCGUCUCUACGGCUUUCACCGCUCAAACACCAAGUCCGAAACACUUCGUGCCGAGACGCCUACUCCAGGUGCUUCGACUGACGAUGACGAGUUCAAGGCCGUGUAUCACGCGACUUACAAAGCGGCUGCAUUUGCACUGCGCAAGUAUGUCAAGGAUCCCGCUGGCGGGUCUGGUUCUUCGCCUAUGCCUCUGGAGAAGGAGAAGGCUAUGACUUGUAUCGAUGAGAUUCUGCGACUUUUCUGCGAGGACCACUGA